Pseudophryne corroboree (corroboree frog) is the source of this 3079-nucleotide messenger RNA. RefSeq names its product frizzled class receptor 6 (gene FZD6). The record is from RefSeq and is a predicted model, not a curated record. Gene Ontology annotation, cellular component: plasma membrane. The transcript is spliced from 7 exons. NCBI's taxonomy places the organism in Eukaryota, Metazoa, Chordata, Amphibia, Anura, Myobatrachidae. Bases 419 to 2521 code for a protein of 700 amino acids. Gene Ontology annotation, biological process: canonical Wnt signaling pathway; non-canonical Wnt signaling pathway. Gene Ontology annotation, molecular function: Wnt receptor activity; Wnt-protein binding.
AGGGGGGCUGGGGCGGCCAAUCAGAGGCGUGCUAACAACAGGGGAACUUCAGGAACUGCAGCGGAGUGCGGGCAGCGCUGUUAUUCCUGCCAGAGGGAUCGCUGGCGCCGCAGGUAGCAUGGGAGUCGGUCGGUCGCUGGUCGGCUGAGGUUGGGGGUGAUCGCCCGUCACAGAGAAGGAGGAUUCCGGGGAACCCUGACUGUAUCUGCCCAGCCCGGGCAUGCACAGGAUGCUGACUAUACCUAGAUCCAUUGUUAUUCCACUGCCUGGUAUAGAGGUCCGUCCUGGGAAUGUUCACUGCAGAACUACCCCUCCGUUCUUCCUUUCCUAACUCCGUAUCACUCAUACGUCAAAUGAAACACCAGACAGCCUGGACUUAACCUUCUACAGUUGAAGCAAGCUUCGGGAAGCCGUCAGCAUGUGGUGUUUUGGGAUUGCCUUUCUAGGCACUUUGGUGCUGCCGCUUGUAGAAUGUCACAGUUUGUUCACUUGUGAACCCAUCACAGUACCUAGGUGUACAGGCAUGCUUUAUAACAUGACAUUUUUCCCUAACCUUCUGGAGCACUAUGAUCAAGCGAUUGCAGCUGCACGAAUGGAGCCAUUUAUUCCUCUACUGAACCUCCACUGCUCCCCAGAAGUGCACAACUUUCUCUGCAUGGCUUUUGUCCCACCCUGCAUGGAACCAAAGCACGUGGCGCUGCCCUGCCGGGAUCUGUGUGAGACCGUAUACUCAGACUGCAAGCCCCUUAUUGAUACGUUUGGCAUUACCUGGCCUGCGGAACUGGAGUGCGAUAGGCUGGAAGACUGUGCCAACUCUAAGACCUCCGAAAACAACCACCAACAAGGCACGCACAAACCAGCAGAGAAAGUACAAAGAGACUAUGGAUUUUGGUGCCCCCGCCAUCUGAAAACCUCCCAAGGGACAGGUUAUAAGUUUCUGGGGAUAAAUCACUGUGCACCACCUUGCCCGAACAUGUACUUUCAAAAAGAAGACUUGGAUUUUGCCAAAAACUUCAUUGGCAUCAUUUCGAUCAUCUGUCUUUGUGCCACGCUCUUCACCUUCCUGACAUUUCUGAUCGACGUUAAAAGGUUCAGAUACCCCGAGAGGCCAAUAAUCUUCUAUUCGGUCUGCUACAGCAUUGUAUCGCUCAUAUACUUCAUUGGGUUUUUAAUGGGGAACUCUGUCUCCUGCAAUGAGGCGGAUGAAGACUUUGCAGAAGAAGACACUGUGGUUCUUGGCUCGAAACACAAAGCCUGUACCGUCAUCUUCAUGCUCUUAUAUUUCUGCACCAUGGCCGGGACCAUCUGGUGGGUCAUGCUCACCAUAACGUGGUACUUAGCCGCAGGUCAGAAGUGGAGCUGCGAAGCCAUCGAGCAGAAGUCUAUGUGGUUUCACGCCGUGGCUUGGGGCAUACCUGGAGUCCUCACGGUCAUUCUUCUGGCCAUGAACAAAGUAGAAGGAGACAACAUAAGUGGAGUCUGUUUUGUUGGACUCUACGACCAAAAUGUCUCUACAUAUUUUGUGCUCUUACCUCUGUGUUUUAGUGUUUUCAUUGGACUUUCUCUACUCCUCGCUGGGAUUAUAUCCUUAAACAAUGUCCGUCAAGUUAUACAGCACGAUGAGAGGAACCAAGAGAAAUUAAAAAAGUUUAUGAUCCGUAUUGGAGUUUUCAGCGGCACUUACCUUGUUCCCCUGGGGAUAUUAUUGGGGUGUUAUGUCUAUGAGCAGUUGUGGAGAUCUACAUGGGAAAUGACGUGGGUUGCUGACCAUUGUCAGGAAUUCCACAUUCCAUGCCCAUAUCAGCUAAAGAGUCUGUCCCGACCAAACUUGGGACUGUUUCUAACCAAAUACGUGAUGACUUUAAUUGUUGGGAUCUCCGCCAUCUUCUGGGUGGGAAGCAAGAAGACCUGCUCAGAGUGGGCUAACUUCUUUAACCGGAGUCAGAAACAAGACCCGGUCACCGAGAGCAGAAGAGUCCUGCAGGAGUCCUGCGAAUUCUUCCUCAAACACGACUCGAACAACAAGACCAAGCACAAGAAGAAGCACCACCGCUCCAGCUCCCACAAGCUGAAAGUCCUCUCCAAGUCCAUGGGAACCAGCACCGGUGCUAAAGCAAACCACAUAGUGUCUGGAAUGUCCAUCAGCAGCCACGAUCACAUAGACAACGAGACCGCUGUGGACAUUCAGAGUACUAGGGACCUAUCGCCAAAGGAAGACAAAGAGUGUGGGAGUAGUAUCCAGAAAGGAAGGAUGGAACUCACAGCAGAAGCAACUGCACAGACAUUACUGGAGAACUAUGAGGUCUCCACACAGCAAGGAGAGCAGGAUAUUAAGCCUGGGCUGAGCAGAGGCAAUGGCAUCGGUGGUAGUGUACAGCGAAUGAUUGAGGGAAGUUCACGCAUUGAAAAUGAUUUCACUGAAACAGCCCCAUAUCUGGACAGAGGAUCUCCGCGCCCUACCCUGAAUGCAAGCCUCAGCAGUGUGCGCGCGCCGCUCAAGAACAACACGCAAACAGCGUGAGAAGCCGGAAUUGCUGUUAAAGCAGCUAGUAGCAUUACUAGCGUACAUCAACGUUCCAUAGAACUAUUAAAAUUUUGCACUUAGUACACUGAGCUGGACACCACUGAGAGCCACCAUGUUAGCCAGGGGAUUACGUGCAACGGUGGCAGCCAUUUUGAAAAUGCAGCAUUAGGGCUGAAUAACAUUAAUAGGCUGAGUACUGGGUUACUCAGCAAACUGACUGCUUCCCUGUGUGUGGCCAACAUAUACUGUACACACCAUCUUAUAUUCUGUUACAUUUUGUAAUGUAGAAUUUGAAAUAUAUUUUUUAUCCGUGGGUUAAUUUAGCAAACUUUUCAAACCUUCUGAAAAGCCUAGGUAAGUGAUUUAUUAACACGGCAGUACUGUAUUAUAUACUGUAUGUAGACUGUAAGCUCAGUAAGAGAUUCUCUCACAUGCGAAUAACCUAAAUGUCCAGGAAAAGCCCUAGCCGCCACCUGCUUUAUGUCCUGCUCGUUUCCUACUGGUAGUUUUUACACUGGAGUUAUUUAAAAUAAAAAUCUUAAUUUUCUUAAGAAA